AUGACUGAAAUACUGUAUUCCGAAAGCGAUGUGCAGGCUCUCAAGGAUAAAGUCGUGGUGUUGACAGGAGGAGCCCAGGGCGUUGGUGCUGCUACUGUGGCCUUGUACCACGGUCUCGGGGCGCAUGUGUAUUUCGGAGACUGGGACGAGUCCAAAGGAAAGGAAGUCGAGCAAGAGUUGCAGUCGAAGAGUACUGGAGGAUCAGCGCACUUUCAAAAGCUUGAUGUACGGGACUAUGCCUCACAGCUAUCCUUGUUCGAUGUUCCGUUCAAGAAGCAUGGCACGAUUGACGUGGCAGUCUCCUGUGCAGCAGUCAGGGAGCCUAGAGGCUGGUUUGAGGGCCUAGACCUCGAAUCUGUGAAGAAGGAGCCGACCCCUCUCAGGGAACAUAUCGACAUCAACCUCGUAAGCGUGAUCUCUUUCAACAGAAUCGCUCUCGCCUACAUGAAAGCAAGCAAGCCACAAGGAGACGGCCCGGCCUUCUCAAAGUCUAUCUGCAUGGUGUCUUCCAUAGCUGGACUUACGGAAUCGCCAGGGCUCUUCGCCUAUGCGGCCUCCAAACACGGCGUGAUCGGCCUCCUGCGUGCUUUGAGACCAUGGGCACCCGUCCAAUAUGGCGUCCGAGUCAACGCAAUAUGUCCCUGGGCUACCGACACUCAGAUGUUGGGAAGCGUCAGGGAUGACUGGAUCGAUCAGAAGCUGCCACUGAACGCCCCGCAUGAUGUGGCCAAGAUCAUCGUCCAGUGCUCUGGGGAUCCCAAACUCAACGGUACAGCAAUCUUUGCGACUGGAGGCAAAUAUUUUGAUACCGAGAAAGGCAUCGAUAAAACAAUGCCCCAGUGGUUGGGAGAUCACAAUGCAAAGGAAUUCAACCGGGGACAAAGACUCCUUGGUAUUGGAGAAUUCUGGGCCGAGGAUUGA
Messenger RNA from Cryphonectria parasitica EP155, 921 nucleotides. Its product is annotated as NAD(P)-binding protein. Gene Ontology annotation, cellular component: cytoplasm. The coding region runs from base 1 to 921 and encodes 306 amino acids. The transcript is spliced from 4 exons. Lineage: Eukaryota; Fungi; Ascomycota; Sordariomycetes; Diaporthales; Cryphonectriaceae. Gene Ontology annotation, molecular function: oxidoreductase activity, acting on the CH-OH group of donors, NAD or NADP as acceptor. The record is from RefSeq and is a predicted model, not a curated record.